Zerene cesonia (dogface butterfly) is the source of this 2203-nucleotide messenger RNA. RefSeq names its product crossover junction endonuclease MUS81 (gene mus81). The record is from RefSeq and is a predicted model, not a curated record. Lineage: Eukaryota; Metazoa; Arthropoda; Insecta; Lepidoptera; Pieridae. Gene Ontology annotation, molecular function: DNA binding; 3'-flap endonuclease activity; crossover junction DNA endonuclease activity. Bases 177 to 1853 code for a protein of 558 amino acids. Gene Ontology annotation, biological process: DNA catabolic process; mitotic intra-S DNA damage checkpoint signaling; resolution of meiotic recombination intermediates. The transcript is spliced from 3 exons. Gene Ontology annotation, cellular component: Holliday junction resolvase complex; nucleus.
ACAGAUUUUUUUAAGAAAUGCCGCUAAAUCUGUAAUUUAUUAAUCCUUAAUUUGUUCUAGAUGCCAGUAUUCUUUUCCCGUGUUUCGUCCAUUGUUAUUUGUUAUUAUUUAAAGACAACAUUUCAAAUUUAAACAUGUUGUAAAUGUGUUACAUCACAAAAAUGAAUUAAUACAAAAUGAAAUAUGUUUUAGUAAAAAAAAAAACAAUGAAUUCACCUCAGGGAAAAAGAAUAACAUAUAAAAGAAGGAGGCCAAAUCAAUAUUUUGAGAAAUGUCUUAAAAAUCUGUGGCUUGAUGCACAAGCAAAAAAAAGCAAGCAUGAACCAAUGUUUAGAACAGCAUUGACCUCCCUGUCCCAAUAUCCAUUACCUUUGAAAUCUGGAGCCGAUUGUGCAAUUCUUAAAGGGUUUAAUAAAAAUAUUUGUUUAUAUUUGGAUCAAUAUUUGAAAAAUUGUGAAUGUAUAAGCUCAAAAAAUAGUUCAGAAGUAAUAAAUAUUGAUGACAAUGAUCCAUCUAGUGCCAAUGAAGAAUUGGAAAAGGUUACAGAUGAAAAUCAAUUAGUUAUAUCUCCAAACCAAAAUGAAAGAAUUACCUAUAAGCCAACCUUUAGAUCAGGUGGCUAUGGAAUACUUAUGGGCUUAUUAGAACAUUCAAAGAAAAACACAGGAAUUUAUUUAAAAAAAUGUGAACUGAUUGAAAUAGCUCAAAAGUAUUGUGAAGAUUCACUCACAGUGCCUAGGUCUGUAAGGUAUUCUGCUUGGUCAAAUAUGGCUAGAUUAAUAAGUAAAGGUCUUGUGAAAAGAGUUAAGCAUAAAAAUGCAGAAUAUUCUCUGACAAAAGAUGGCACUAUAUUGGCAAAUAAGUUGUGGGAAGAAAACAAAGAUAAACCUUCUAUUAAUAAUACGAUAUUUCACAAAUCACCACCUCAAGAAACUAGAAGUACAACUACAUGUCCCUUACAAGAACCGAUCAGGAAAGAGAAACCUUACAUAAGAAGUAAUGGGGAUGGCAGUAGUGAUACAGAAAGUGUUUCACAAUUAACUACAAGUAUAAUUAAAAUGGAACCAAAUUCAUUUGAUAUUGUAUUAAUAAUUGAUAAAAACGAAACUCACGGAAAUUCAAACACACCUGAUCCAUUUUGUGUUUAUACUGAUCUCAAUUAUGAAGCAAGAAGUCUCAAAGUGGGAGAUUUUACAUGGAUUGCAAGACACAAGACCAAUGGAACUGAAUUAGUUCUACCUUAUAUUGUGGAAAGGAAGAGGAUGGAUGAUUUAGGAGCAAGUAUUAAAGAUGGAAGAUUUCAUGAACAAAAAUUUAGAUUACGAAAAUGUGGUUUGGAUCAUGUUAUAUAUUUAAUUGAAUCUUAUGAUAAGAAUAAACAUGUUGGAUUACCAUUGCCAACUCUUCUACAAGCUCUUGCUAAUACGAGAAUUCAAGAUGCAUUUAAAGUAUAUGCAACUGAUUCAUUGGUAAAGACUAAUAGAUUUUUGGCUAUGAUGACAAAGAGAUUAGAAGAUGAAUACAAGGGUAAAUUUCUGCAGGGCUCCAGCACUGACGUAGCUAAUGGAAUGCUGAUGACUUUUGAGUAUUUCAAUAAAUCAUCCAUCAAAAGUAAGGUUCUAACUGUUACAGAAAUGUUUAUAAAAAUGCUGCUUCAGCUAAAAGGAAUGUCUGUUGAAAAAGCAUUAGCGAUAACAAAUGUGUACAAAACACCAAAAUCUCUUAUUACUGCAUAUGAAAAUUGUUCUCAAAGGGAAGGAGAAUUUUUACUUGCCAAUUUAAAAUAUGGCGACCUAAAUCGUAAUGUUGGUCCCAAUGUAAGUCGUGCUGUAUUCCAUUUAUUUACAUUUUAGCCUAUUUAAAAAAAUGAUUUUUUUGAUUAUCACAAGCUUAGUAGCUAAAGAAUGUAAAAAAAUCAUGUGUUAAGUUAUAUAAAACUACGUAAAUAAAGAUUCUUACUCAACACGGUAUUUUAAAAGUAUUCAUAUCAAUAUUUUGUAAUAUAAAUAAAACAACAUUAUUGUUUAAACAUUUAUUAAACACAACUAUUGAAUGUGACAUGAGAGAUGUCCAAGUAAUCUAAUAUAAAUAGUUCAGAUUUAAGAGCACUUUAGGAUGGAAUCAACUUUCGUCAGUAUAAAACAAGGGUAAAUAAUUUGACAGGAUAGUUUGGCGACUGUUUUAUUUGAGACUCAAUAAAAAA